This is a messenger RNA of Strongylus vulgaris, 449 nucleotides long. NCBI's taxonomy places the organism in Eukaryota, Metazoa, Nematoda, Chromadorea, Rhabditida, Strongylidae. The record is from the annotation of a GenBank genome assembly.
AUGGCGUCAUCUCUAGAUAUGAUACGUAAUAACCGAAUUCGCAUACCUACUGCAGGACGCGCGAGCUCAAUCGCUGGGAGCAGGUCACUGGGACCACGGCCUAGUUUGCUUCCUUUAGGCAUCAACGUUUUUGAAUCUAAUGUCAGUGUGACUGAUCAACAAAAGGUCCGCGAGUUUCUAGAAACGCGUGCGCAUACCGGAAAAACACCAAAAAAGGCGUCAUGCUCCCUCACAUUCAAUCCUCAGCUACAGCAAAGCUCAUCUCGUGGUCGCAGUGUUCGUUUCUGCGUAGAGGCUACGAUCAGCGAGCAGAGGGAAUCAGGAAGCGAUGAAAUGUUAGAGGAACCGUCGAAUGUGCAGUCCACAUCAGCUCCUGAUCAAAGUAUCACAUCAAACAUGACAACACCAGUUCCACAAUCUAUCUUAAAGAAGAAAGCCAAGGUUUGACG